AUAGCAUUUCACAAGCUCCGGAGAAGCUUUUCAACCCUUUCCCUUCAUCAGCCGGACGCUUUCGUCCCGGCGGUUUUCUUCCUCUGCGUGAACACCGUGGCCCCCCCCCAGCUCAUCAUCAUCAGGCUCUCGUCCACCACCUCCCAGUCCUCGGGGCAGGGGAGUCGGUGUGUGAACGUCACGAAGAUGCUCCCUCGGCGCAUGCCGGCCGCCUGGGAGGCCAGGGCCUGCAUGAGGCCGGCAUCGAAGCAGGUGGAGUUGGCGAGGCAGACGUCGGCCUCCCGCGGCCAGUCGCACAGGUUCGAGUCCCGGAAGUCCCCCCGCACGAACUCCACGCGCGUGGCCCCCAGAGUCUGUCGCCCAUGCGUCGCCCCGGCCUCCCUUCCCUCUCCCUCUUUGUUGUCGACGUGUCCGCGGACGGCAGCCUCUCCCUCUUUGUUGUCGA
Messenger RNA from Nannochloropsis gaditana CCMP526, 445 nucleotides. RefSeq lists its product as uncharacterized. The record is from RefSeq and is a predicted model, not a curated record. The transcript has a single exon. The annotation marks the transcript as partial.